GUCUCAUAAGUGUGACAGUAACAGUAAUUGUAGUUUGGGGAAGUUCUGAGACUUGGGAAUGCUUGGUAGUAUUCUCAUCCUACCCUCAAGUGUAACAUGCAUGCACCAACAGCAUAACUACUUGAGAGCAUGUUAGAAAUUUCAUUCUGGAUAUGGUAUCACAUCUGUAAUCCUAGCACUCUGGGAGGCAGAGGGAAGAGUAUUACAAGUUUCCCCAGCUUGGGCAAGGUAGCAAGACCCUGUCUCAAAAAAUAGGCUGAGAAUGUAGCCCUGUGUGAAGGCACUGUAUGCACACACACACACAGAGAGAGAGAGAGAGAGAGAGAGAGAGAGAGAGAGAGAGAGAGCAGGGUGAUGGGGGGAGAAGAGAAGAAAAAUCUCCAGCUCCAUCUCAGGUCUAGUGCAUCAUAAACUACAAAAUGCUCUGGUGAUUUGUGUGCAUGUGAGGGAAGUGCUAUGUCAAUGAUGUUUGUGUUUUAUGUUUUCAGUUACAAAGUUACAGCUUUUUAAAGACUUGGUAUAUAACUAUUUUUAGACUUCACUUUUUAGCCCCUAGUGGUUUUUUCUUUGUUUUGUUUUGUUUUUUGUUUUUUUUUUUUUAAUGGGGGAAAGUGUUCUGAUAAAGUGGUAGUUUUCAAAACAAAGCUCAGGUUUGGAAGUGAAGGAUGGUCUUGGGAUCAGGCAGCAUCUCAUUUCAGCCACCAGGUGACACUGCCGUUCCAGGGAUGUUGGUUCCCACCUGCCAAACACUGAUUGUGGUGCUGUGAUGAAGAGCAGCACCUGGCAGUGGACAGCUAUUGGUUGUCUGCCAUCAAAUGUUUGUAACUCCAACUACAUCUAUUUAGAUUCAGGACGUGGUGCUGAUGGCAGCCAAAUUCAAGAUUUACAGGCUAAGCCUCUGACCAGGAACUGCUGAGACAAUGAAUGUGUAAUCUGAGUGGUGUUUGAGGCUGAAGAAAUGGUGCUGCUGUAAUGUGUCUCAUAUCCUGGAGAAAGCACUGACUUAGGAAGCAUUCUCAGGAAGAUUUACAUUUCCUCCUUGCUUUGUCUUGAACACAGAACAAUGCCGAAGAAAGUGAAGCCUCCUGAGAAUGGGAAGGAAGAAGGUCCUGUUCCCAGGAAACAGGUGAAGGUGGAGGCUGUUGGUGGGGCUUCCACCUUAAACUUUGAUAGCCCCAGCAGUCUCUUUGAAAGUUUAAUCUCACCCAUCAAGACAGAGACUUUUUUCAAGGAAUUCUGGGAGAAGAAGCCCCUCCUCAUUCAGAGGGAUGACCCUGCACUAGCCACAUAUUACCAAUCUCUCUUCAAGCUCACAGAUUUGAAGAGUCUGUGCAGCCAGGGUUUGUACUACGGAAGAGAUGUGAAUGUCUGCCGCUGUGUCAAUGGGAAGAAAAAGGUUUUAAAUAAAGAUGGCAAAGUUCAUUUUCUUCAGCUGAGAAAAGAUUUUGACCAGAAAAAGGCAACAAUUCAGUUUCACCAACCUCAGAGAUUUAAGGAUGAGCUUUGGAGGGUCCAGGAGAAGCUAGAAUGUUACUUUGGCUCCUUGGUUGGGUCAAAUGUGUACAUAACCCCUGCAGGAUCUCAGGGCCUACCUCCCCAUUAUGAUGAUGUCGAGGUUUUCAUCCUGCAGCUGGAGGGAGAGAAGCACUGGCGGCUCUACCCGCCCACAGUGGCACUGGCGCGCGAGUACAGUGUGGAGUCUGAGGCCCGGCUUGGUGCGCCGACACAUGAGUUCAUAUUGAAGCCUGGUGAUUUGUUGUACUUUCCCAGAGGCACCAUUCAUCAGGCGGAUACUCCUCCAGGGCUCGCCCACUCUGCUCAUGUGACCAUCAGCACUUACCAGAACAAUUCAUGGGGAGAUUUCCUGUUGGACACCAUUUCAGGGCUUGUGUUUGACACUGCAAAGGAAGAUGUGGAGUUUCGGAGUGGAAUACCAUUGCAGCUGCUGAUGGUGGAAACAUCAGCUGUUGCAACAAGAUUAAGUGGCUUUCUGAGGACUCUUGCAGAACGGCUGGAGGGCACUAAAGAACUGCUUUCCUCAGACAUGAAGAAGGAUUUUGUUACACACAGACUGCCCCCUUACUAUGUAGGAGAUGGAACAGAGUUAUCAACACCAGGUGGCGCUUCCUGUUUACCUCUAGAUGGUGGAAAGUUACCGAGGUUGGACAGCAUAGUGAGACUGCAAUUUAAAGAACACAUCAUCCUCACAGUAGGGCCAGAUCAGAGUCAAUUCGAUGAAGCUCAAGAAAAGAUGGUUUAUGUUUAUCAUUCUCUAAGGAAUAGGAGAGACACACACAUGAUGGGAAAUGUGGAAACAGAGUCUCAUGGACUUCGCUUUCCUUUCUCACAUGUGGAUGCACUGAAACAAAUUUGGAACAGUUCGGCUAUUUCUGUCAAGAAUCUGAAACUAACUACAGAUGAGGAAAAAGAGAACUUGGUAUUAUCCCUCUGGACAGAAUGUUUAAUCGAAGUACUUUAGUGCCUUUCCAGAAGCAAAUAGGGAAGAUGGAAGUGCUAUGUAGUAUUGUUCUGAGUCCACCCACCAAGUAAGUACUGGCCAUAAACAUGACUGAAGAAGAGAGUAUCACCAUCCCUUACAAAGCAGCAUGUCUGUUAGAAAUACUUGUACUAAUGGGCACAUGGAAGAAAAAAAAGUAAAAUACUAGGUGUCCAGAAUGUGACCAAUCCAUGCUUUUGAAAGUUUAUUUAAUCCAGUGUGGUAGAAAAGGCACAACUCCAAUAAA
Fukomys damarensis (Damara mole-rat) is the source of this 2744-nucleotide messenger RNA. It is a transcript of the gene Riox2, whose product is annotated as ribosomal oxygenase 2. Lineage: Eukaryota; Metazoa; Chordata; Mammalia; Rodentia; Bathyergidae. The record is from RefSeq and is a predicted model, not a curated record. Gene Ontology annotation, molecular function: histone H3K36 demethylase activity; histone H3K4 demethylase activity. Bases 1064 to 2479 code for a protein of 471 amino acids. Gene Ontology annotation, cellular component: nucleolus. The transcript has 11 exons.